AUGGUCAUCAAUAUCUUCAUUAUUUUGCUUCUUCUUCCUUUGGCUGUUUCAGCUGAUCAAGAUGCCUUCAUCGGAGUAAACAUAGGCACCGCCCUCUCCGACAUGCCAAACCCAACCCAAGUCGUAGUCCUUCUCAAAUCUCAACAAAUCCGCCAUGUCCGCCUCUACGACGCCGAUCAGGCCAUGCUCCUAGCCCUCUCCGGCAGCGGAAUCCAAGUCACAGUCACCGUUCCCAACCAACAACUCCUCGCCAUCGCUCAAUCCAACGCCACCGCCGCCAAUUGGGUAUCCCGUAACAUCCUCCCACACAUCACCACCACCAACAUCACCGCCAUUUCAGUCGGAAACGAAGUCCUCACCACCACCCCAAACACCGCAUCCAUCCUAGUCUCCGCCCUAAAAUAUAUCCACUCCGCCCUAAUCGCCGCCGGUCUAGACUCCCAAAUCAAAGUCUCCACCGUCCAUUCCUCCUCCAUCAUUCUCGAUUCCUUCCCUCCGUCGCAAGCCUUCUUUAAUCGGACAUGGGAACCUGUAAUGACUUCAUUGCUAGAAUUCCUCCAAUCUACCGACUCAUACCUCAUGCUUAACGUCUACCCUUACCACGAUUUCAUCCAAUCCAACGGCGCAAUUCCGUUGGACUACGCCCUAUUCCGCCCUCUCACGCCGGAAAAAGAAGCCAUCGAUUCCAACACCCUUUUACACUACACAAACGUCUUCGACGCUGUGGUGGAUGCAGCUUAUUUCGCGAUGUUGUAUCUAAACUACACAAACAUUCCGAUCGUUGUAACGGAAUCCGGUUGGCCAUCAAAAGGUGAUUCCAACGAACCAGACGCCACCCUCGAUAACGCGAAUACCUACAACAGUAACUUGAUCAAACAUGUUUUAAACACCACCGGAACUCCUAAACACCCCGGAGUAGCCACCAGUACGUACAUCUACGAGCUUUAUAACGAAGAUUUGAAACCGGGAUCGGUGUCGGAAAAAAACUGGGGGCUUUUUGAUUCAAACGGGAAACCGGUUUAUGUGCUUCAUUUGAUUGAUUCUGGGUCUGUGUUAGCGAAUGACACCACCGACGAGACUUAUUGUGUGGCUAAGAAAGACGCCGACAAGAAGAUGUUGCAGGCGGCGUUGGACUGGGCUUGUGGGCCGGGGAAGGUGAAUUGCUCGGUGAUGUUGCAGGGUGAACCGUGUUAUGAGCCGGAUACGGUGGUGGCACAUGCGACUUACGCUUUUGAUUCUUAUUAUCACCGGAUGGGCAUGGCCGACGGAACCUGCAACUUCAAUGGCGUCGCUACCGUUACUACAACUAAUCCAAGUCGCGAUGGGUGUACGUUUCCGGGGAGUGGUGGGAGUAUUAAUGGAAGCUUCAUCAAUGGAACAUCUGUGGCUCCGUCUACGAAUUCCACCACAUCGGUCGGGUUUUCAGUGUUGGGUUCUGUUUCUUUCGUUCGAGUUUUUGUUGCAUGUCUCUGGACGAUGGCAUUCUUGUAAAUUAUACGCUUGUAGUUUGUAGAGACAAGUGAAGCCAUGCAAAAAAUGUACUUGCUUUUGAUGGUAUUCGAUUCUUGCUAACGUUUUACUAGAUUAGAUAGUGUACUUGCUUUUGAAAUUGGUGGGACUUGUAUUGUUGUGAGAGAUAUAUUGAUAUAAGAGGUGAAUUCAUUUUUGUAAGAAAAUAGUGUGCUUGAAAACUGUUUUAAAUUGGG
Messenger RNA from Lactuca saligna, 1706 nucleotides. The record is from the annotation of a GenBank genome assembly. Lineage: Eukaryota; Viridiplantae; Streptophyta; Magnoliopsida; Asterales; Asteraceae.